AUGUGUUCUUGUAAUGCCAAUGGACUCAUGGAGCGCAGGUACAGUUUUGGAGAUGUCUGUAAUGCUUUAGAAAUCAUUGAAGGUGACAAUAUUGGCAAGGGCCCUUCUAAUCCAGCGUGUGGUAUAGUUUCUGCUACAGGAAUUCCCAAACCCCCACCAUUUCUUCCCCUAUCCACUGUUAGGAAAAGGCUACUCGACGAGUUGAUUCUGGGUCAGGAAUCCGCUAACAUGCUUCGAGUAAUUUUGUGUAAAACUCAUAUGGAUAAAAGGUGUAAAUUACAGCUAUUUGCUCAAAGCUUGAUGGACAAGAUCUUGGAUUCAUUUGACAAGAGUCUUUCAAUUCUAAACUGUAACAAGUACAAUAAGGUUUCUGAUUUUCUGGUGAUGGAUUCGUCGGAUUCUGAUGGCCAGAAGUCAGAAGAUUCCACGAAGCGUACCAACACUUCAGAGUCCUUAACAUUUUCGAAACGCAGGAGAACUUCGAAGACAUGGACAAGAGAGACCGUUGCUGCUUCGUUUGCAGAUGGCCAUGUAUGGAGGAAAUAUGGGCAAAAAGGUAUACGCAAUGCCGAACAUCCAAGGAGCUACUUCAGGUGCACCUACAAGUAUGAUCAAGGAUGCCAAGCAAGAAAACUGGUCCAAAAAAUUCAAGAUGAGCCACCAUUGUAUAGGACAACAUACCACGAGCACCACACAUGUAAGAAUCUAUAUGAAGAAUCUCCAAUUAUUACGGGUAACACUACAAAAGAUUCUUCCAUCAUCUGGAGUUUCGACUCUCAAGAACAGAACUAUAAACCUAAUGGCAAGAUGAUUCCAACAUUGCCCAAAAUGCCGCUGGAAACUAAGGAAAAUUUUCAAAUUUUGCAUCAAAACAAAUCAUCAUCACCAUCUGAUUACUUCAUAUCGCCUGAUAUAACAACAUUUGAAAGUUUUGGGCAUUUCUCUGAUUUUUCAUCAGCAUUUGAUCAAGGGCAUGUGAUUUGUUCUGAUAUGGAUAUAGAAACGAUGGUAGGGUCCGUUUUUGAUGAAUUUCUUGAGUUAUGGCAGACUGGCUAG
Messenger RNA from Olea europaea var. sylvestris, 1056 nucleotides. Its product is annotated as probable WRKY transcription factor 67. Lineage: Eukaryota; Viridiplantae; Streptophyta; Magnoliopsida; Lamiales; Oleaceae. The record is from RefSeq and is a predicted model, not a curated record. The transcript is spliced from 3 exons. Gene Ontology annotation, biological process: regulation of DNA-templated transcription. The coding region runs from base 1 to 1056 and encodes 351 amino acids. Gene Ontology annotation, molecular function: DNA-binding transcription factor activity; sequence-specific DNA binding.